AUGAUUAGAUUGUUAUUUUACUUACAUUUAGUGGUAAAUGUCUAUUCAAACCAUACUUACAUUCAUAAUAAUAAUAAUAAUAAUAAUAAUAAUGAUAAUAAUAAUAAUAAUAGCAGCUAUGAUGUAAUCGACCAGCAUACAAAUCACACUACUAAUGAUAAUGAUCAUGAUAAUGAUGAUGAUUUAUUAUGGUUACAAUGGAAAAGUUUACAUCAUAAAAAUUAUUCUACUCAUAAAGAGUAUAAUGAACACCGUGAAAAUUGGUUGUAUAAUUUACAUUCUAUUAAACAUCAUAAUCAAAUGCAUGAUAAAGGUUUAGAAUUAUAUACAACAGGAUUGAAUCAAUUCUCUGAUUUAAAUUGGAGUCAUAUAAGCACAAUGUAUUUAACGAAUUUAAGUCAAUAUUUAAAUAGACAUAAACAAAAAAGUCAAAUACUAUUGAAACAAUCUUUAAAUGAAACAAUAUUAAAGAUAAUACCAAAUUCAUGGGAUUGGAGAAAAGUAGGUGUUGUAAGUAAAGUUAAAGUACAGGGUAAAUGUGGUGCUUGUUGGGCGUUUUCAGCUGCUGGAGCAUUAGAGGGACAGUUAAAAAAUAGGACUGGUACAUUUGUUGAAUUAUCACCACAACAAUUGAUUGACUGUAGCCAUUCCUUUGGUAAUCACGGCUGUUUAGGCGGUGAUAUGAAUAAUGCAUUUCGAUAUGUUGAAAAAGAUGGAAUACAAUCAGAGGAAAGUUAUCCUUAUUUGACCAAAGAAGGUAAAUGUCAACAUAUUAAAUCAUCAUCAUUAACCUACUCUAAAUCAAUUAUAGAGAUUAAACUCAAUGAUGAAGAACAGUUGAAAUAUGUUUUAUAUGAACAUGGACCAGUUUCAGCUGGCAUAAACGUAGAGCAACAAUUUAUGAGAUACAAGAACGGCAUAUAUCAAUCCCAGUCUUGUUCGUCUACAGAAGUUAAUCAUGCAGUUCUGAUUGUUGGAUAUGGAGAAGAAAAUGGUGUACAAUACUGGAUUAUUAAAAAUAGUUGGGGGACAUCAUGGGGAGAAGAUGGCUAUGUAAGAAUACGUCGUAAUUAUAAUAACAUGUGUGGCAUAGCAACUAUGGCAAGUGUUCCGAAACUAUAG
Molecule: messenger RNA, 1122 nt
Organism: Schistosoma spindalis
Lineage: Eukaryota; Metazoa; Platyhelminthes; Trematoda; Strigeidida; Schistosomatidae
Source: the annotation of a GenBank genome assembly